GAUCGGGAAGGGGGCGGGGCGUCGCGUCGCGUCGCGUCUUUUCUCCACCCUUCUCUUUGGUGGCUGUUCAGAGUAAACGAGAGGGCUCCCGGUAUCGGAGACUUCCAAGUGGUGGUAACAGUUCUCGGGGCUUCCACGGCUCCAGCAGCACUUGGGAAGACGGAGGGAGGGUUUCCCCAGAGCUGACGCAGCCCCGGCCGGGCCCAGCGAGGUCCGGUUUCUCCCAUUCCCUCGCUAUCCCAGGACGUUUGUUGGAUUCGGUCGCCCCUAGCAACCGAUAGUUCUUUGCCGCCGAGCUGCGCGUGCGCCGUGCACUCCGGGACGGUUCCGGAGUCCCCUUGGGCGGGGAUGGUUUAUCUCCACGUGAAGCGGGGCGAUGAAAGCCAAUUUCUGCUGCAGGCGCCUGGGAGCACCCCGAUCGGGGAACUCACCCAGCAGGUCACCAAGAUCUACAAUGGGAGGCUCAAGGUGGAGCGCAUUUGUUCAGAAAUGGAAGAACUAGCAGAACAUGGAAUAUUUUUACCACCUAAUAUGCAAGGACUAACAGAUGAACAAAUUGAGGAGCUGAAAUUAAAAGAUGAAUGGGCUGAAAAAUGUAUGCCAAGUGGGGGUUCAGUGUUUAAGAAGGACGAAAUUGGACGAAGAAACGGUCAUGCUCCAGAUGAAAAAAUGAUGCAAGUUUUGAAGAAGACUGUAGAAGAAGCUAAAGCAUUAAUAUCUAAGAAACAAGUGCAAGCUAAUGUAUGUGUUACUAUGGAGAUGGUGAAAGAUGCACUCGACCAGCUUCGAGGAGCUGUGAUGAUUGUUUAUCCAAUGGGAUUGCCACCAUAUGAUCCAGUUAGAAUGGAAUUUGAGAAUAAAGAAGAUUUGUCAGGAACUCAGGCUGGGCUCCAGAUCAUUAAUGAAUCAGAGGCACAAAUAUGGUGGGCAGCAAAGGAGUUAAAAAGAACUCAGAAACUUUCAGACUAUGUGGGGAAAAAUGAGAAAACUAAAAUCAUUGUCAAGCUUCAACAAAAGGGCCAAGGAGCUCCAGCCCGGGAGCCUGUUAUCAGCAAUGAAGAACAAAAACAAAUGAUGCUGUAUUAUUACAAAAGGCAGGAGGAGCUCAAGAACAAGAGACCUAGAAAUUAUUUACAUGAUGAAACAAAAGCCAAACAUGUAUUGGAUUGGGAGAUGGACAAAUUAGGCCGAACCUCGAGGAAGAGGCUUCCCAGGAAAAGGGAACAGCACGAGCAGUCGCCGCAGCCAGGGGAAAAGUCGGGGGAAGAGAAAGAAGUGCGCACGUGCUUACUGCAGUAUCUGGCAUGGCAGAGCGGUCACGUGGAGAGAGGAAGGCCCGGCUCUGAAUCCAGCUGCUGGCACACACCGGCUGGCCCUGGGUCAGAGCUCUCAGCAGAUCCAAGAUGGGCUUCUUAGCCGUCGUAUGUCAGAACCACUUCUGCCCUGUGAGCCUUUUCUUAGGGUUCUCAAGUGGAUAUGAUGCGCAGGAAGCCAAUUAAAAUAAAAAGGUGCAUUUUUGUAAA
Molecule: messenger RNA, 1523 nt
Organism: Monodelphis domestica (gray short-tailed opossum)
Lineage: Eukaryota; Metazoa; Chordata; Mammalia; Didelphimorphia; Didelphidae
Gene: CFAP298
Product: cilia and flagella associated protein 298
Biological process (GO): regulation of cilium movement
Source: RefSeq, a predicted model, not a curated record